Coffea eugenioides is the source of this 909-nucleotide messenger RNA. RefSeq names its product zinc finger BED domain-containing protein RICESLEEPER 1-like. The transcript has a single exon. Lineage: Eukaryota; Viridiplantae; Streptophyta; Magnoliopsida; Gentianales; Rubiaceae. Gene Ontology annotation, molecular function: protein dimerization activity; DNA binding. The record is from RefSeq and is a predicted model, not a curated record. The coding region runs from base 1 to 909 and encodes 302 amino acids.
AUGCUAAUUUAUGACUGCAAAACAAGGUGGAAUUCUACUUAUGAGAUGCUGACUUGUGCAUUGAAGUUUCAAGAUGUUUUUCCAAGAUACAGAGAUAGAGAGCCAAAUUAUGAUUUCUGUCCAACCACAGAAGAUUGGGAAAAGGUUUCAAAAGUGUGCGAUAUUUUAAAAGCUUUUUGGACAGCAACUCAUGUGAUAUCUGGUAGUGAUUAUCCGACAGCAAAUUUAUAUCUAAAUGAAGUUUGUCGGAUAAAAUUGCUACUAGAUAGUAAGGUUGAUGAUGAAGAUGAUUUUGUCCGGUCAAUGGUGCAAAAGAUGAAGCUGAAAUUUGAUAAGUACUGGGGAGAAUGUAACUUAUUAAUGUUUAUAACAGCUAUUUUGGAUCCCAGAUGCAAGAUGAGGGUCAUAAACUAUUGCUUUCCAUUACUUUAUCCUCCACAUGAAGUGCAAAGCAAUAUAGGCAAGGUUCGACAAGCCUUGUAUGACCUAUAUGAUGAAUAUGUGGAGAUACAUGUUUCAGGCCAAAGUGGAUCAUCUUCUCAACUACUAAUCGGCAGUGAUCACCCAACCAAGAGCAGUAGUAGUGCAUCUUCAUCAGUGUCUCAUGUUUCGGGUAUGAGUGAAUUUCUGACCCAUAUUGCUACCGUUGAGAGUGUUCAACCCAUCAAGAAUGAGUUGGAUACCUACUUUGAAGAUGGUCUCCUCACAGCUGCAGAUGAUUCAACGAUAGACAUCGUGAAUUUGGAUGCCUUGAAGUGGUGGAAAGACACGACAAAAUACAAGAUUCUUCCCAAGAUGGCUGCUGAUAUUUUAGCCAUUCCAAUAAGCACUGUAGCUUCAGAAGCUACAUUUAGUGCUGGAACCAGAGUAAUCGACUCUACCGUGCUUCCUUGGCUCCAGAAACUGUAG